Phymastichus coffea is the source of this 748-nucleotide messenger RNA. RefSeq lists its product as uncharacterized. Lineage: Eukaryota; Metazoa; Arthropoda; Insecta; Hymenoptera; Eulophidae. The transcript is spliced from 4 exons. Gene Ontology annotation, biological process: cilium organization. The record is from RefSeq and is a predicted model, not a curated record. Gene Ontology annotation, molecular function: protein binding. Gene Ontology annotation, cellular component: cytoplasm; motile cilium. The coding region runs from base 1 to 669 and encodes 222 amino acids.
AUGCGAAUUUUCGGCACGGACCCAGCGAAAAUUCACUCGAAUAUAGACAUUCUAACCUCUCAUUUUCUCAACCGCCUGGGUAAAAUCACCGCGAUUGAAUUACUUGAAGCUUACGCUAGAGGAGCUUGCAACGAGAAAGAAAAGCUCGCAGUGAAGUCAAAAGCCGAGUCAGAGUACGUAACCGAGUGGCUGGAGUCGCGCCGCGAUCAGCAGCGGCUGAGAGCCGAGAUCACUCGUGCGCAACUGAAGGACGAUCUCGAGCGAUGCAGAAUACGCGAGGGUAGCGAACGACUCGUCACCAGCCGGAUCGACGCCUAUCAUCGCCAAAGCAUCCAGGAGAAUGAGAGGAUGGCGAGCGAGUGGUUUGAGCGAAGGCGGGCGGAAAGUAGGUCUUACGAAGCUGAAAUUCUACGCCUGGGCGACGAAAUCGCCAAGAGCCGCGCUGCCCUCGAAGAAAUUCAGCAAGAGUACAACCAACGCCAGGAAUUCAUAGACACGAGCUUGGCGGAGAGAGAAGCAGCACGCAAAGCGCAGGAAUACGAAGCGUUCAAGCUCAAGUGGAUUCUCAAGAUACAGGCAGCUUAUCGCGGCAUGCAGGUGCGCCGCAAGCUCGGUCCUUAUCGCCCCGAAGACAAGAAGAAGAAACGACCACCCAAGCCUAAAAAGUAGAGCGCAACACGCGAAAAACUCAUCUGCUCUCGCGAUUGUCUGCUUUCACUUUUGAUAAGACUUUUAUUUUCAUUUUCGG